This is a messenger RNA of Hypanus sabinus (Atlantic stingray), 1671 nucleotides long. RefSeq names its product E-selectin-like. Bases 160 to 1299 code for a protein of 379 amino acids. The record is from RefSeq and is a predicted model, not a curated record. The transcript has 9 exons. NCBI's taxonomy places the organism in Eukaryota, Metazoa, Chordata, Chondrichthyes, Myliobatiformes, Dasyatidae.
ACCCUCGUCAUUCUGUCUUCCAGUUGACUGAAAGUUGGUGCCUCGCUAUAUCAAAAGUUUUAUUAGUCCAGGAUUGUUUGAUUACUUCCCUUUGAGAACAAACAGCUUCUUGAACAAAACCAAUUCUCCGUGCUUUUCAACAGAUUUUGUUGUGACACCAUGUGGAAAAAUAUUAUUGCAAUCGUUCUCAUAUCAGGUUGCCCCCCUGUUUCUGAAGGUGUAUUCUACAAGUUCCUGAAAAUAUCCAAAUCAUUUGAAGAAUCUCGACAAUAUUGUACCAGCGCAUUUGAUGGACUUGCUGAAGUCCACAAUUCACAGCAGCAAACGGUUUUAUCACAAGUAGUUGAAGACACUGCGUGGAUUGGAGUGCUAAAAUGUGGUGGAAACUGGUGCUAUCCUAGCUCACUUAGUAGGGUAUCCUACACCAACUGGGCAGAUGGAGAGCCAAACAACUACAAAUUCCUCUUCUUUGGCGGAGAAGAGAAUUGUGUCGAGAUGCUGAGUAGCCAUGAAUGGAAUGAUAAAAAUUGUGAUAACGAAAACUAUUUUGUGUGCCAGAAAUUUCAUUGCCAAGAAACGACUUGUAACAGAAGAGGCACAUGUUCUGAAUUAAUUGAUGGUUUUAAGUGCAGCUGUAACCAAGGUUACUAUGGCGACAAGUGUGAAAAUGAGAAAUGCAAAGCAACAACCUGCAAUGGAAGAGGCACGUGUUCUGAACUGCCUACUGGGCUCAGGUGCACAUGUGACCAAGGUUUCUAUGGAAACAAUUGUGAAAACGAGAAAUGCAAAGCAACAACCUGCAAUGGAAGAGGCACGUGUUCUGAACUGCCUACUGGGCUCAGGUGCACAUGUGACCAAGGUUUCUAUGGAAACAAUUGUGAAAACGUUACUGUGUGUCCAGGUUUUACUAAACCAAACAAUAGCCAAGUUAAAUGCGAAGACUUGCACGGAGAGAACCACUUCCAGUCUGUGUGCACCUUUACCUGUGAACCGGGGUUUAUUUUGAAUGGAACCAUUUCAACUACAUGCCAAGCAUCUGGUGUUUGGACGGCUCACAACACAGUCUGUCAAGAUGCUGUCAAUUACCACAAUCCAAUCCUCAUCAUUAUUCCUGUGGCAGGAGCAGCACUUCUUUUAAUAAUACCAGUGAUCGUUUGGAGAUGCAGGAGAAACCAUAAAGAACAAGCCGACACCACCAAUGACCUUUCAACUCCACAGGAGACAGCAGAAGUUUAUUGCGUGAUACCACACAAUGACAUGUAUAUCAACACUGACAUCGCUCAGCGGGACUUGAAAUAGUGACAUCAUUCAACAGAAAUCUGUCAGUUUCUCGUGUUGAAAUUUGUGGUAUUAAAUCAAAUUGUGUCUUUAAAAUGAAUGUUAAACUACUUUUUACAGCUGUUUGUAUUUACCUCAGUCUUUAUUUGAUAGAGAGGGCAACCCAGUUAAACUUUGCUAAUGUUAAAGUUGGGAACUUUCUUAGGAAUAUGACGAGCAUUUGUUAAUUUUGCUAGUAGUAAUUUGCAGGCCAUGAUUUGGAAUGAAAUAGGAAGAAAAUACUGGAAAUAAAUAUGGAGAAUAUUUAAGGGAAAUGUUGAUUGGAAAGGAAGAGGGAAGAAUCCUGAAUGAGAAGGCAGGGGGAGGGGAAGGAGUACAAUCCAGUAGGUGAUA